AUGGAGACACGGGAGAGCCUCUCAGUACCAAAGAAAUGUCAGAAGGCUCGCGAGCACUUUGGUACAGUGAGAACCCAGCUGGAAUCUCUGAAGACCAAGUUUCCCACUGAUCAGUAUUACAGAUUUCAUGAGCACUGGAGGUUUGUGCUUCAGCGGUUGGUGUUUCUGGCAGCGUUCGUAGUCUUCUUGGAGUCCGAAACGUUAGUGACCCGAGAAGCUGUUGCAGAAAUACUUGGGAUUGAAGCCGAUCGGGAGCGGGGCUUUCACCUGGACAUUGAAGACUAUCUUUCUGGUGUGUUGACUCUCGCCAGUGAGCUGGCCAGACUGGCAGUGAACAGCGUCACGGCUGGUGACUAUUCUCGCCCUCUCCGCAUCUCAACCUUUAUCAAUGAGCUGGAUUCUGGCUUCCGACUGCUCAACCUGAAGAACGACUCCCUGAGGAAACGUUACGACGGCCUGAAAUACGACGUCAAGAAAAUCGAGGAAGUGGUUUAUGACUUGUCGAUCAGAGGACUCAAUAAGGAGGCAGCAGGUGGUGCUGGUGGGGAGAAGUGAAGGGUGCUGGUGUGAACAGCAUCGCUGAUUACCUCAGAUGGUUGCCAAUUGAGGAAGCGUGCUAGAGAAGCCUUCCUACAGUAGUUUAGAAGAACUGCAGCUGAAAGCUGCUCUCUAUUUUCUUACAAAAGGUGUAGUACGGGUGUUAGCUCCCCAAAUGUUUUGUAAAAUCAUGUCUAGAUUAGAGCAGGAGGUGCUCUGUUUCCAGUGGAAUUCCUCUGUCAAAACACACGGUGCCGUUCUGCGCUCAGCAGCGCUGGCAGUCGGUAACGCCCCUGAGCUGGAACCCUCGUUAGGUCUGCAGCGUCGCCUCACUGCCCUGGCAGCGAUGUGCUUCACCCCUCCCUGCUCACAUCCC
This is a messenger RNA of Opisthocomus hoazin, 913 nucleotides long. The record is from RefSeq and is a predicted model, not a curated record. NCBI's taxonomy places the organism in Eukaryota, Metazoa, Chordata, Aves, Opisthocomiformes, Opisthocomidae.